This is a messenger RNA of Haplochromis burtoni (Burton's mouthbrooder), 2968 nucleotides long. RefSeq names its product caspase-8. NCBI's taxonomy places the organism in Eukaryota, Metazoa, Chordata, Actinopteri, Cichliformes, Cichlidae. The record is from RefSeq and is a predicted model, not a curated record. Gene Ontology annotation, biological process: regulation of apoptotic process. Bases 352 to 1323 code for a protein of 323 amino acids. The transcript is spliced from 8 exons. Gene Ontology annotation, molecular function: protein binding.
CCUGGUGGGGCAGCAAAGAGCGCAGUGACGGCUGCUGCCACCAGAGAAACCACCAGCACUCUUCUCCCGCGUCACUUGUUGAAGUCUAAACCGACACGAAACUUGCGUGUGGGAUGACAUCAUGAUAACACCUGAGCAGAAGCAGUCUAUGGACACUACACAGUGGCACCCACGUCUUCAUGGGACUUAGUUUCUCUCUGAGUUUUGAAAGCGAAAGUGUCCUAAGUUCCGGGAGCGUCCGAGAUAACAGGAAGACGGCGUUUGUGUGUAAUAAACAAUAACACUAAAUUAUAUUGUGCUGCUAUAAUUUCAAGAGUUACGCUGUGUAAACCUCUGUAAUGUAGACUCAUCAUGUCUGCCAAAGCCACCGUGAGGAGAAACAAAACAGCCAUUCAAACGAUUCUGUCCGGAGACUACAGGCUGAUCCUCAACAAAGUUUAUGAGAAGGAGCUGAUCAAUCAACGGGAAUACAACAGUCUUAAAAGUAUCUACAGGGAAGAUGCGGAGGGACACGUUAUUGAGCUCGUGGAUAAGAUCAUGAAUAAAGGAGACGAUACGUGCGGAGCUUUCCUGAACCUCCUGCAGACUGAUGAAGACAUUAAAAGUACUUUCCCUCAGCUGAAGGACUUGAAUGAGGCCCUCUGUGUAUCCAGGCCGGUUGAAAUUUCUCCACCUCACAAUGGCGUCGAGUCAAAAGUAAAAAUAACUCCAGCCAAAGGGAAAACGAUGUUCGACGACGGGAAAGGAAAAGGAGCGCAACAUGUGACGCCCUGUUCCGAUAGGAGCAGGUCCACGAUAAAUGAUCGGACUUUGUUGGACAUAAACAACGAACUGGAAUCUUCUGAGGUGGCUGCUCUUUGCUUCUUGUGUAGUGAUGUUGUCAGUAGGAAACAUCUGGAGGAGAUCAGGCAGGCCAAAGAGCUGUUCUCAAGGUUAAGUGAAAAAGGUCUACUGGAGAACAAUACAUUCCUCAAGGAGCUGCUCCGCACUAUCCAUCGAGAAGACCUCAUCAUACGCUUAAAGGCAGGCAGUGGAAAUCUAGAGGAAACAGAUGCUAGACGUGUCCUGUCAAACUUCAGAAUAAUGCUGUACAAAAUAUAUGAUGACAUGACUGUAGAUGGUCUUGAAAGCAUGAAGCUUCUACUGAAGUCAAAGCUGGGCAAACGACACCUUGAUCACUGUAAAACAGCGCUGGAUGUGUUUGCUGAAAUGGAAAAGAAAGAGUUGAUAUCAGACACACAUGUUGAUGAGCUGUAUGAUGUGCUGCAAAAGCUGGACGCAAAACUGGCAAAGACUGUGAAACACUACACCACGAGGCGGUGAAGACUGUGAUGGACAGCCAGACACAGAGCCCGCCUUUCUUCAGGAGAUGGAUGAUAACGUGACUGGCACGUGUGAACAAGGAGAUCAACAGAAGAGAGUAUUUAGAUGCCAGAGCCCUGAUACACUGUCACCAAGAGGUUCAUCCUCAAAUAUGUGAGACCAAGUACAACACUGCAAGGGUCCCAGAUUCACACGAUCAUAGACAUUAUCAGUCUGGUUUGCAGUGUGUCUGUAAUUUUAUUUAUGGAAGCGUUUGUGCUUCUUUAUUUUGUCAUAAUACAUAUACAGUAUCUCAAAAAAGUGAGUACACCCCUCAAAUCUUUGUCAAUAUUUUGUUAUAUCUUUUCAUGGGACAACAUUAAAGAUGUGACACAAAGUAGUCAGUGUACAGCUUGUAUAACAGUGGAAAUUUGCUGUCCCCUCUAAAUAACUCGACAAACAGCCAUUAUUGCCUAAAGAAAUGGCAACAAAAGUGAGUACACCCCUAUGUGAAAAUGUCUAAAUUGUGCCCAAUUAGCCAUUUCCCUUCCUGGUGUCAUGUGACUCGUUAGUUUUGCAAGGUUUCAGAUGCAAAUAGGGAACAGGUAUGCUUAAUUUGGUCUUACUGCUCUCACACUCUCUCAUACUGGUCACUGAAAGUUUAAUGUGGCACAUCAUGGCAAAGAAUUCUCUGAGGAUCUGAAAAAAAGAAUUUUUACUCUACAUAAAGAUGGCCUAGGCUGUAAUGAUAAUAAUGGAUUGCAUUUAUAUAGCGCUUUUCAAGGCACCCAAAGCGCUUUACAAUGCCACUAUUCAUUCACUCUCGCAUUGACACACUGGGGAUCGAACCUUCCGGUUACAGAUACGCUUCCCAACCCCCUGAGCCACGGUCGCCCCAUGUAUAUCUAUAAUAAUAUUGCCCAUACCAUGAAACUGAGCUGCAGCAUGGUGGCCAAGACAAUACAGUAGUUUAACAGGACAGGUUCCACUCAAAACAAGCCUCGCCAUGAUCGACCAAAGAAGUUGAACGCACAUGCUCAGCGUCAUAUCCAGAGGUUGUCUUUUGAAAAUCGCUGGGGGCUGCGUGGAGGGUCAGUGCUUAGACCACACACUGCAUCAAAUGUCGUCCCAGAAGGACGCCUCUUCCAAAGAUAAUGCACAAGAAAACACGCAAACAGUUUGCUGAACACAAGCAGACUAAGGACAUGGAUUACCUGUGGUCUGAUGAGACCAAGAUAAACAUAUUUGGUUCAGAUGGUGUCAAGGGUGUGUCAUUUCUUCAGUGUUGUCACAUGAAAAGAUAAAACAAAAUAUUUGAGGCAUGGCUUAGUAAUUAUCUAAUGGUUUAAAACAAAGUGAAUUAUAAUCAAAUUAUAUAAUUUUGCCCGUUCAAGACCAAUGAACUGUUGCCACUGGAAAAGUGGAACUAAACUCUGGAUUUCUUUAUAAUUUGAUUGUAGAUUUUUGUUUUGUGUUCGAAUACUUAAAAUUCAGCUGUGUUUUUCACAGCGACUGCCUUUUGUUGAUGUCAUUUUCCUCUGUCCUGAAACUUUAGGUUCUGUAAGUGUAAGUGUUAAAUUAUCUAUUUGCUGAAAAGGAUUUUAUUUUCAUUUUGCCUGCAUUAUUGUCUGUAUUACAAGAUUUAAAAAACCCACUUUAUACACUA